UGUUCUAUUUCUCUCUCGGUGGUUUCCAGUGACGUCAAAGUUGGCCGGCAUUUUGGAUUUCUGGGCUGAGAGAAACGGAAGGAUUUCCCUCAGAUUUCCCCUAAAAAUGUCGUCUGGAGAAAGCUACGCAGACUUCUUGAACAACAGGAUCAGAAGUUACAAGCAUAAAGGCCGCGAUGCUGAGGCUAUGAGAAGACAGCGGAAUGAAGUAACUGUUGAACUGAGAAAGAAUAAGAGAGAGGAACACCUGCUGAAGAGAAGAAAUGUGCCAAGGAUAGACAGCUCAGAGUCUGAGGAAGGAGACAAACCCCUGACAAACCAAACGUUGGCCGAGAUCGUACAGAACGCCACCAGCACAGAUGUGUCAGUCCAACUGACGGCAGUGCAAGCUGCAAGGAAACUGUUGUCCAGUGACCGCAAUCCCCCGAUCGAUGACCUGAUCAACUCUGGCAUCCUACCCAUCCUGGUCCACUGUCUCAACAAUGAGAAUGCCUCCCUACAGUUUGAGGCUGCCUGGGCCCUCACCAACAUCGCAUCAGGAACUUCCCAACAGACCCAGGCUGUAGUUAACGCAGGUGCUGUGCCCCUGUUUCUGGGGCUGCUGGAGUCUACUCAUCAAAACGUCUGUGAGCAAGCCGUCUGGGCGCUAGGCAAUAUCAUUGGUGAUGGUCCGCAGUGUCGGGACUACGUCAUCAGUCUGGGUGUGGUCAAGCCACUCCUGUCAUUCAUCAAUCCCACAAUCCCCAUCACCUUCCUGAGAAACGUCACCUGGGUCAUAGUCAACCUGUGUAGGAACAAGGACCCCCCUCCCCACAUCGACACAAUACAGGAAAUUCUCCCUGCGCUGAACGUCCUGAUUCACCACACGGACAUCAACAUCCUGGUGGACACGGUCUGGGCGCUGUCGUACCUGACCGACGGCGGGAACGAGCAGAUACAGAUGGUGAUCGAGUCCGGCGUAGUGCCCUUCCUCGUACCACUGCUCAGCCAUCAGGAGGUCAAGGUUCAGACUGCUGCCUUGAGAGCAGUAGGGAACAUUGUCACCGGUACAGACGACCAGACGCAGGUGGUGCUGAACUGCGGCGUCCUGGACCACUUCCCCGCUCUUCUCAACCACACCAAGGAAAAAAUCAACAAGGAAGCUGUCUGGUUCCUGUCCAACAUCACGGCCGGUAACCAGCAGCAGGUACAGGGUGUGAUCGAGGCCGGGCUCAUCCCCAUGAUCAUCCACCACCUGAGCCGAGGGGACUUCCAGACACAGAAGGAGGCGGCCUGGGCCAUCAGUAAUCUCACCAUCAGUGGCAGGAAGGAUCAGGUCCAGUACCUUGUGGACCAGGCGGUCAUUUCUCCCUUCUGCAACCUGCUGAGUGUGAAGGACACCCAGGUGAUCCAGGUGGUCCUGGACGGGAUCAACAACAUCCUCAAGAUGGCCGACAACGUGGAGGCCAUCGAGACGCAGAUUGAGGAGUGCCACGGACUGGAUAAGAUCGAGGCUCUCCAGAAUCACGAGAACGAGGACAUCUACAAGCUGGCGUACGAGAUCAUUGACCAGUACUUCAGUGCGGAUAUUGAGGAGGAUCCUAGCCUGGCACCCCAGGCGUCCACUGAGGGCUUCCAGUUUGACGGUAACACCAACAUACCUGCCGAAGGAUUCAAGUUUUAGGCUAAGAACAGAAUCCUCUCCUCCAAGACAUGCUCUGGCAAGUGUGAUGAUAACGAACCAUCCUUUGGCCACUUUGAAAUGAUAGUUAUAACUGGUUAUAACUUUCCAGGGUUUGAAACUAAGCAGACCAUUGAUCGUAAGCAGGGUGCUAAUUAACUAUUGCAGCCAGUUUUUUUUUUACUAAAAAGAACAUUGAAAUCCCAUUCAGAUUAGAGAUUUUUUUGUGCAAGACCUAAAACAGAUUUUUCUCAUGGACAGAGAGUUACAGAUACAUGUAAGUGUCUGCAAGAGGUGAUUCCUCUUCUCCUAUACAAUGUACAUGAGACACUGGGCCCUGGCUUUGGUUGCUACAGUAAAACAGCUAAGUUGCCAGGCAAUACAGUCAGUUUCAAGCCCUGGAACAGUGACUUAAGCUCGAUAAAGAAGAGUAAGGAAAUAUUUCAAGCAACAGACUUUGUGUGCAGGUUACACAAGUUUGCAUCAAUGUUUGUGAUAGAAAGAGAGAAAAAAAAGAAAAACUCCGGCAGAAUUCUUUGUUCCUGGAUACCACCUAGUUUCUUUGACGCAUGUAAGAUAUGUCUAGUAGAAUCAUGGACCCAGGAGCAAAGAGACCUGUGUAGAUAGGGUCUUAAAGGGUUUCUGGAAAGAAGAAACCAGUCAUUAACACUGGACUGAGUCUUUCCAGAAAACCCCUAUAGGCCCACUUACCUAAAAAACUCUUUGGAAAAAAAAGAACCAAAAAAAUUAAGUCAAGCAAAAUGGUGCAAAAUGUAUCGACUCAAACAGUUGAAAAAAAUAUUUAUAGCCAAUUUGGACUUAUUGUUGCCUGUGAAUUGUAAAUUCCUAAAUUUAUGAGAAUGAAAAUGCAAACAAGGUAUGUUGCAGCAAAAUGUAGUCGUGCUUCAUCGCUAAACGGUUGAGAACAAAAAAUGGUGUGACUUACUAGUGUGCUUUAUACUCGUGCACAAAGGAGUAGGUUUGUGUUUUGUGCAUAGCUUGGAGAAUUCUUAGGCUUAAAGUAACUGUUAUACAGACCAUUGACAAAUCAUCGGGUUGGAGGGGUGAUGAUCAUGAUGUAUUUAUUGUGGCAUUUCCUUGGCCGCAUCCGUCAGAAAAGAAAUUUUUAUCUAUUUUUAAAAGUUUUUCUAAAUUUGUAAGUGAGAAUGUAGCUCGUAGGGAAAAAAAGUCAGUCAGUCCCCCCCAUUCUUUAACCUGAUGGUUUGUCAGAAGACACAGUGCUAGUCAGCUAUUGUAUGUAGGAUGCCCAGCUGUAUAGGAUAUUAUGAUACUCCCUAGCAUCUGUCUGAUUAGCAUAUAGCAGCCUGGCUUUGCCUGGCGAUCUGAGAUAUAGCUCCAUGGCAUUUUCAGGACAACGUCUGUAUGAUAAUCUCCACUCCAGUAAUGUACACACACUCAAAACCAACAGAAACUUCUUUUGUUUAGUGAGGUAGAGCCAGCAUUCAGUCUAACCAAUUGGUCCACAUUGGACAAUCGAAUGCCAUUUGCUUCAGCAAAAUGUCACAGUUUGGCUAGCAAUGGGAAAAAUGGUACGUUGUUUGUUGUCUUCAUGUGAAAGGACAACUCUUAUGUUUUUGCUGCUUUUAAGAUAUUGUAUGAAAACGGUAUGUGGAAGUAUGGGUAACUUUUUGGCAGUUUUGUAUGCAAAAGAAAAAGUACUUCAAUGCUGGUGUUCUAUAUUCACAUAUGUGGUUACCAUAGCAUUUGUAUACAUUGUCAUGGCAACCACAAAUCAUUUAUAUGGCAACCAACCAUUCUGAUCAGUGCAGUUAACAUGAUCUACAAACCUGUUUCAUUUACUAGAUACCGAGGUCACAAGUUUUAUUUCACAUAAGAUAAAGCCAUGUACAUGUUAAUCAUAUGAUAGAAACUUUGUAUAUACAGUACUAUGAGCCAACCUCAUUAAGCAAAUAGCAUCCAAAUUCUAUGUGUGUAUCUGUACCUACCAUUGAGAUAUGGUAGGGGUUUAGAGUUUCAAACUUUGGUGGAUGGCAAGGCUCUAUGAUAAAGUAGAGAGAAAUGCUGCCUAGCAUGUAUCGACUGUCAUGUUUGGUAAAAUUGACUUUCAAAAAAAGGCAUUUUUGACUGUUGUUGACGAUGCUACUGAUUUGCUGGCAAAAGUGUGGAAUUGUAGUGUUUGAAAAUGAACAUGUAUUACCAAAUUUGUACAACAAGAGACUCCAUGCACAUUGAAAUGACUGGCUUUUGUGAUGCCAUGAACCACAUAGCCAAUGGCUGUUGAGGAUUGGUGAUUAGAUCAUAGGCUUCAGAAUAAUGGACAACAUUGUGUGCUUCCAGUCAAGAUCUGGUUGUACACACCAUAUGUUUACCAGACACAAAAAUGUUUACUAUAAUCACAGUAGUCUUAAUUUUCAGGACAAAUAUACGCUAGAGGAACACUUAUUGUAAACAGAGCUAGAAUUGGUCUGAACAGGAAACAUACUAAGUUCUAAAUAAGGAUUCCUGAUAUUGGCACAGGGUGUUGAUUAGAAUGCAUUUGUUGUAAUCUAAGUUGAGCACAUAUUUAUUGGUAUGAAUUCAUAUUACAUUAAUUUUACAAGUCGUAAAGUGAAAAUGCACAAUUCUCUGAUCAGUUGCUGUAUUCUCCAAAGCCACUCCAUGGGUGCAGCUUGGUUCUAUAUGGAGUAAAAUUAAGUUGAAAUAUCUCACUUACAAUUAUGCUGAAUGUUUUAAGCAGAAUGAUUUUGUUUCCCAAGGGCUAACUUACCAAUUAUCACAUGUAACAUUUGUUUUAUGCUGACUCCUGAUUGGUCAGUUUAGAUAAUUGACACAUUUAAACUGGCCAAUCACAGCCUUUUGUGAUUAGAUGGUCCAUAUGUAACCCCUAAUAGUAGGAAAGUCAAAUGUAACCCUACCAAAAGUGCUAGAUGGUGCCCCUUAUAGUUACUUUUAAGUUUAUUACUACUAGUGAAGAAUUGGUGUCUACAUACUGCUGCAUAGGCUGUUUUUGAUCAAACCAAUUUUUUUUCUUGGUUCUAACAUUUUUUUUCAGCUUGAAAAGGAGUGUAAUAGUAAGUUAAGAGUAAAGCAUUUAUGUUACUUAUAUACAUAUCCUGUCGAGACUAAUUGUUCUUAUCAUUUAUACAAACUGUAUAAAUUUUGGGCUUGUUUCUCUUUUGCUUUGAUCCAAGAGAAAGAAUUGUACUUACAUGAUACAUAUAUGUGCCCAUAAGCAUUCAGCUCUGGAAUGGAGGCAGCGAUAAGUAGGUUUCUUUUUUUAGACACUGGAGCAUACCUCAAGAAAAGGGGGGUAUGCUUGUGUCGUAAAAAUGUGAUGUAAAUUUCGUACGUUCUUGUUUUGUAGAGCGGGAAUUCUCUUGCGGUAUUGGCGUCCAAGACUCAAUUCGAACAUGACAUGCGAAAGAUUCUAUACCUUCCUCCCAGAGUUGGACAAACUCUCCGUAUUGUAUGAAGAAUUUACUACAAGCAAUAUUUCAUUGUAACACUUAGUUUUUAGUUAGGUAAAGGUGUUAUUAGUUUUGUAUGUAUGUUGAUGGACGUCACUGGGCCAUUUUAGCAUUCAGGUGAACUUUUCAGACUCUUGAAAAGUAAAAAAAAAGGACAUGUACACCUCAGUACAAGGUAUCUUUGCAAGGUUUUGCUUGCACUCUUUGCCGUUUUGGCCUGUAUUAUAAUAUAUAUAUGUUUUAAGAAAAUGUACAUGUACAAGAGUCAUCAGCAACUAAGUGUGCAUAUUUUUUAUAAUCAUUUUUUUUUCAAAAGUGAAGUAAAAUGUUCCAGUGAUGUUGUUAUUAUGGUGUUACAACUUGAGAUGUAUUGUUGCUCUUAUAGCCUGACCCUCCCUGUUCUGAUAAUCAAAUAGUCCAAAUUCUGGCCUAAAUAGUGCCUCAGAAAUUGUAAAAAAAAAAAAAAUAGUGGAACAUACUAUUACGUGGGGGAGGAGAGGGUUGGGUGACUGAAGCUUUGUAGCUUUAGAUUUUGUAUUCACUAGCCUAAUAACUCGUAUGAAGUGGUAACUUCGAUAAAACGACAAAUUUCUCUGAUUCAUUAGAAACGUUAUUUGGUCAAAAAAUGCCAAAGAUCGCAAACAGCAGUUGAACUGUGUGUACAACGGGAACUGUCAGCCAAAAUUUUAUAUAGGACCGUCACAAAUCAUUUACUACCAGUGUUUGUGAACCAUAGAGCCGAAAACAAGUGUUGUAUACAUGCUGGUAGGAUGUCCUUUACGAUUUGUUCUAUGCAAGUUACCAUUUUUCUGUGUACAUGUACAUGGCCGUUCACGUCGGAGGCAGGUAAUAACAGGAAAUGGAGUUGGUGCCAUCUCGGCAUGGGGCCAGCUUCAUUCUGCAAGUAUCA
Branchiostoma floridae (Florida lancelet) is the source of this 6019-nucleotide messenger RNA. Its product is annotated as importin subunit alpha-3-like. Gene Ontology annotation, cellular component: nucleoplasm; cytoplasm; nucleus. The transcript is spliced from 12 exons. Gene Ontology annotation, biological process: NLS-bearing protein import into nucleus. The record is from RefSeq and is a predicted model, not a curated record. Lineage: Eukaryota; Metazoa; Chordata; Leptocardii; Amphioxiformes; Branchiostomatidae. Gene Ontology annotation, molecular function: protein binding; nuclear import signal receptor activity. The coding region runs from base 107 to 1663 and encodes 518 amino acids.